GCUCUCUAUCUGCUGCCCUGUGCCCUCCAUCCCUCGGCGAUCAGACAGUCACGGACGAGAGGGGGAUAUCCGAGGGAGCUUUGGGGCGAGGACAGGGAGGCAGAUCUGCUGUUGUUGAAGGAAGUCUGAUGUAGAUGCUGAGCCAGAGGAGAGCCCAGGGAGCAGCAGCAGCAGCAGCAGCAGUAGCAGCAUCGGGGCUGUAGAUGCCCUCUCCACAGCUCCGGCCCCAGCCCCUCUCCAGGCCUCUGCGGGAGAGCCAGGACAGAGAGGAGACAGCUCCUGCUCUGACUCCGACAGUCCUGUAGAAUCCAGCUCCUGCGAGGAGGACGAGGAGGACGAGGAGGAGGAGGAAGAGGAGGAGGACGAAGACCCCACUAUGUUCUCCUCCAAAUUCCUUAGCGGGGCCAACCCCCUCAAUGCUGUGUCCUCUGCUGUGAAUAAGUUUGGGUUAUUCGGAGAUGAAGGCGAGGGGGAUAAGAAAGCACCUUCCCAGCAGGGGGUGAAGCCAUCUGGAGAACAGCAGCCAGGAGCAGGCCUUGGCAAGGGCCCCCAACAGCAGCAGGGAGCCCAGAAAUCAGGCCAGGGCCCCCCUGUGCAAAAGGGCCAGCCUCCCCCGAAACAAGGAUCACCACAGCUGCAAGGGAAUGGACAGGCUGGACCCCCAAACAAACCUGGUGGGCAACAAGCUGCUCCAAAGGCAGGGACACAGCCUGGAGGCCAGCUUAAAGGAGAGCCACAGAAAAAUCAACCUAAGGGCCCACCACAACAAGGCUCACCUAAACCUGGAGCUCAACAACCGACUGUGACCAAGAGUGGAGCACAGCCAGGGUCUCCAAAGGCAGCGUCACAACAACAGGCUCCACCUAAGACAGGGAUGCAACAACAAGGGCCUGCUAAGACUGGUGCACAGCAGCAACAACCUGCAAAGACUGGAUUGCAAGGCUCACAGCAAGGGUCACCUAAAUUAGGACAGCAACAACAGGGGUCACCAAGAAUUGGACAGCAACAGCAACAACAGGGCUCACCAAAACUUUCACAGCAACAACAGGGCUCAUCUAAGGUGGGGCAACAACAGCAAGGCAUCAGGACUGCACCCCAGCAGCAGUCGUCUGAUAAACCUGCACCUCAGAAACAAGGGCCUAAGGGACCUGGUACACCUGACCUGUCACGGGCGGGGUCCUCAUCACCGGGACCAACUAAAGCUGGAUCUCAGGCAAAAGCAGCAGCUAAGUCCCUUUGCCCAGUGUGUAAAACAACAGAACUUAAUAUGCACACCAAGGAACCACCGAAUCAUAAAACCUGCACACAGUGUAAAACCCAAGUGUGCAGCUUGUGUGGCUUCAGUCCGCCAGAUUCUGACGGGCGUGAGUGGCUUUGUCUCACCUGCCAGAUACACAGAGCCCAAGGAGCCCCUGAACCAUCGGGACCUUCCAUGAAGAAGCCGACACCCAACAAAGCUCCUGCUCCUCAAAACCGGACACCAUCUCCUGCUGCACCUGUCAAAAAAGAGACGUCAGCGCCAGGUUCACCUCAGAAAAUGCAGUCUACAUCAGCAAAAGUGCCAGCCACGGGUGAAGCUGCCAAAGGACCAGAAAGUCAAAAACAGGCCAGUCCAGCUCCUGUUCAGAAAAUGACACCCGUGACCCAGCAAACAUCAGGGUCUCAAAAACCAGACCAGACUAGUCAAAGUGGACGCAAGCAAAGCAGCGCCCAGCAGGAGUCAGGGGGAUUAUUUGGCUUUGGUGGUGCUAAAACUGAACCUGCGAAGCCCGAAGAUUCGGUGACUGGGAAGAUGUUUGGUUUUGGCUCUUCCAUUUUCAGUUCUGCAUCUACUUUAAUGGCUUCAGCUGUUCAGAAUGAGCCUAAAACCACACCACCAGUUUCUCCCAAAAUGCAGUCUGCAAAGGAGACCAAACCAGCUCCUGUCCAAAAGCCAGCGCAAGACAAGAAACAAGAGCAACCCCAGCAGGCAAAGGCGAAUCCACCAGGACAGGUCAAAGUGGACAAAGCACCAUCGGAAACUCAAAAGGCAGCAACAGCCUCCCACAACGUUCCUAAAGGAGGUCAAUCCACUUGUCCGCUGUGUAAGGUGGCGCUCAAUAUGGGCUCAAAGGAUCCUCCCAACUACAACACCUGUACUGAAUGCAAAAGCAUUGUCUGCAACCAAUGUGGAUUUAACCCCAUGCCAAAUGUCAAUGAGGGAAAGGAGUGGCUUUGCCUAAACUGUCAGGUGAAACGAGCUGCUGGUGGAAUUGAACCUCAAAAGGACACGUCUGCGUUUAAUGUGCUACAAAAGACUUCUGCACCAGGUUCGCCUCAGAGGAAAGUAUCUACACCUGCAGCACAACCAGCCAAGGCUGGAGCUGCUAAAGGACCAGACAGUAAACAGGCCAGCCCAGCUCCGGGUCAGAAAACACCUCAGGAGACCCGGAAGACAGGUCCUCAGAAACCACCAGACCAGACAAGCCAAACUGCACAAAAGCAGGGAAAUGCCACAACAGCUACAAAGCAAGAGUCAGGAGGGUUCUUUGGUUUCGGGGGUCCUAAAAGUCAGCCCGAUGCUGCAAAGCCUGCAGAAUCAGCAGCUGGGAAAAUGUUUGGUUUCGGUUCUUCCAUCUUGAGUUCUGCAUCUACUUUGAUCACCUCAGUUGAACCCAAAACUACACCACCAGUUUCUCCGAAAAUGCCUGCUGCAAAGGACUCCACACCACCCACUGCCAAAAAACCAGAACAGGAGAAGAAACCAGAACAACCCCAGCAGGCCAAGGGUCCUCCAUCAGAGCCGCCAAAGAAAGCAUCAGCUUCCCCAGUAGUUUCCAAAGCAGGCCAGUCUACCUGUCCUCUCUGUAAACUCAAACUCAAUGUGGGCUCUAAAGAUCCUCCCAACUACAACACCUGUACAGAGUGCAAAAACACUGUCUGCAAACAAUGUGGAUUUAACCCCAUGCCAAAUGUUAAAGAGGUAAACGAGUGGUUAUGUCUUAACUGCCAGAUGCAGAGAGCACUAGGAGCAUCUGAGCCUCCGGGAACUCCCAUGAUGAAACUACAGGCCUCACCAAAUAAAGUCCCUGUUCCUGCCAAUGCCAUAAAUAAGGAAACUCCCCCACUAGAUAAACCCCAAAAGAAAGACAUUCAAACACCUGCUGAAUCUAAAGCAAAGGAGACAUCUGUACCAGGAUCUCCUCAGAGAAAACCAUCAACACCAGCAGCAGGGCAGCCAGCAAAGGCUGAAGUCGUGAAAGGACCAGAAAGUCAGAAACAGGUCAGCCCAGCUCCUGGUCAGAAAACUCCACAGGAGAGUCGAAAGACAGGUCCUCAGAAACCACCAGACCAGACAAGUCAAACUGGACGUAAGCAGAGUAAUACUACCUCAACUACACAAGAGGAAUCUGGGGGGUUCUUUGGAUUUGGUGGUACUAAACCUCAGCCUGAUGCUGCAAAGCCUGCUGAAUCCCUGGGUGGAAAAAUGUUUGGCUUUGGUUCCUCCAUCUUCAGUUCUGCAUCCAAUUUAAUAAACACAGCUGUGCAAGAUGAGUCCAAAAUGACACCACCAGUUUCUCCCAAGAUGGCAGCCGCAAAGGCACCUAAAUCUCCAGUUUCUCAGAAACAAGAGCAAGAGAAGAAACUAGAGCCCAAGACCUCUCCAUCACAUCCUUCCCCAGCUGUUCACAAGGCAGGCAAAUCUACCUGUCCACUCUGUAAGGUGGAUCUCAACAUUGGCUCCAAGGAACCUCCCAACUACAACAGCUGCACUGAAUGCAAGAACACUGUCUGUAACCAAUGUGGAUUUAAUCCAAUGCCAAACGUAUCAGAGGUUAAAGAAUGGUUAUGCCUGAACUGUCAGAUGAAGAGAGCUCUUAGUGCAUCUGAACUCACAGGACCUUCAAUGAAACCUCAAAAUGCAGCUAACAAAAUGUCCCCAUCUGCUGUACAUCAGAAGUUAACAGGUCCGAACCAAGUGGAAACUCAAAAGAAGGAGUCAUUGAAAUCUGAUGCACCUUUAAAGAAGGAGACUCCAGUGCCUGAUACACUUCAAAAGAAGGGGAGUCCUACACCGGGUUCUCCUCAGAAGACACAGGCAACUAAGGCUGCUAAAGGACCAGAACCUAACACACAGGCUAGCCCAACUCCUGGUCAGAAAACUCCUCUGGAUAUCCAGGAGGCACCAGGUUCUCAGAAACCAACUGACCAGGCAAGUCAACCUGGACUAAAACAGAGUAAGGUCACCCCAGAUACAAAGCAGGAGUCAGGAAAUCUAUUUGGCUCGAGUGGUUCUAAAAAAGGGCCUGAUGAGUCCAAAACAACAGAGUCCGUCACUGGGAAGAUGUUUGGCUUUGGUUCCUCCAUUUUCAGCUCAGCAUCCACGUUGAUAUCAUCUGCUGUUCAGGAUGAAUCACGUACUACCCCACCAAGCUCUCGUAAGAUGUCUGCGCCAGCACAAGUCUCUCCCAAGAUGUCUGCUGCUCCCAAGGUUUCUCCAAAAAGUACACCGACAGUUUCUCCCAAAAUGUCGCCAGCAAGAGAGCCCAAAACUCCUGUUCAGAAACCAGAGCAGGAGAAGAAACCAGAAGAAUCCCGCCAGAGCAAAGAGGACAAAGCUCCAUCACAGCCUCCUAAGGCAGCAUCAGUCCCCCAAACAUCUCCUAAUGCAGGCCAGACCACCUGCCCCCUGUGUAAGGUCGAGCUUAACAUUGGCUCUAAGGAUGUUCCAAACUACAACACCUGCACUGAGUGCAAGACCACCGUCUGUACCCAAUGUGGAUUUAACCCAAUGCCUAUUGGAGAGGUAAAAGAGUGGCUAUGUCUUAACUGCCAGAUGAAAAGAGCAGUUGGAGCAUCUGAGCCACCAGGGCCUCCUAAACUUAAGUCCCAAACAUCACCAAGUAAAGUUCCUUCACCUGCUGCAGCCCAGUUGAAGGAUUCUUCCAAACCAACUACACCACAAAGCAAGGACAGUCCAAGCCCUGCUGUACAAAAGAAGGAGCCCCCAGGAGCAGCCUCACCACAGAGAAAACCAUCAGCACCAUCUGUGCAGUCAGGCAAACCUGAAGCUGCUACUGCACCAUUGAAACAGGCCAGUCCAGCACCUGAUCGUAAAACUCCACAGGAAGGACAGAAGGCAGUUCCAAAGAAGCCACCAGAUCAGGCAGGCCAACCUGGAGAUAAGCAACCCGAUACUGCAAAGCCUGCAGUGUCCGUGACAAAUAGGCAAACUGAACGUAAGCAGAGUAAUGCCACAGCAGCAACACAGCAACAGUCAGGAGGCUUCUUUGGUUUUGGAGGUGGUAAAACUCAACCCGAUGCUGCAAAGCCGGCAGAUUCAGCGGCUGGGAAAAUGUUUGGCUUUGGUUCCUCCAUCUUCAGUUCUGCAUCAACUUUGAUUACCUCAGCUGUUCAGGACCAGCCCAAGACUACUCCACCAGUUUCUCCCAAGAUGUCUCCUGCAAAAACGGUCAAGUCGCCUAGUGCACAACAGCUGGAACAGCAGAAGAAAACAGAGCCAUCCCAGCAGACCAAGACACCUCCACCAGGACAGGCCAAAAUUGACAAACCCCCAUCAGAGCCUCCAAAGGCUGCAGCAGUCUCCCAAGCCACUGUCAAACCAGGCCAGUCUACCUGUCCACUCUGUAAGGUUGAACUCAAUGUGGGUUCAAAGGAUCCACCUAACCACAAUACCUGCACUGAAUGCAAGAACACUGUCUGUAACCAGUGUGGAUUUAACCCUAUGCCAAAUGAAACAGCGGUGAAAGAGUGGCUGUGUCUCACCUGCCAGAUGCAGCGGGCUCUAGGAGCAACACAGCCCCAAGGAGUGGCCUCUGUCAACUCUCAGAUACCUGCAAAGCCUCAAAAGAAAGACAUCAUCAGCCCAGCUGAACCUGAAAAGACAGUCUCACCCCAGAGGAAACCAUCUGUAACAGCACAGCCAGCUACAGCUGAGGCUUCUACUAAGCCAGAAGGUCAAAAGCAACCCAGCCCAGUUCCUGCUCAGAAGAAGCCACAGGAACCGCAGAAAUCACCAGGUCCUAAAACACCAGACCAGACGAGGCAAACUGAACGUAAGCAGAGUAAUGCCACAGCAGCAACACAGCAACAGUCAGGAGGCUUCUUUGGUUUUGGAGGUGGUAAAACUCAACCCGAUGCUGCAAAGCCGGCAGAUUCAGCAGCUGGGAAAAUGUUCGGCUUUGGUUCUUCCAUCUUCAGUUCUGCAUCCACUUUGAUUACCUCAGCUGUUCAGGACCAGCCCAAGGCUACUCCACCAGUUUCUCCCAAGUUGUCCCCAGCAAAAGAGAUUAAGUCCCCUGCUGCCCAGAAGAAAGAACUGCAGACAAAGCCAGAUCAACCCCAACAGACCAAGACAUCUCCUUCGGUACAGGCAAAAGUGGACAAAGCUCCAUCAGAGCCUCCAAAGGCUGCAACAGUCUCCCAAGCUGCUGUCAAACCAGGCCAGUCUACCUGUCCACUCUGUAAGGUGGAACUCAACAUGGGAUCCAAAGAUCCACCGAACUACAACACCUGCACUGAAUGCAAUAGCACUGUCUGUAACCAGUGUGGAUUUAACCCCAUGCCAAAUGUGUCAGAAAUGAAGGAGUGGUUGUGUCUGACUUGUCAGAUGCAAAGAGCUCUCAAAGCUGCUGAAUCAGUAGAGCCUCCACUGAAGAAACCCCAGGCAUCACCCAGCAAAGUGCCCACACCUGCUGCUGCCCAGAAAGAUGCUGCUGCCAAUCAAAAGAAAGACAUUGUUUCCACAGAAAAGGCAGAAGUGCCAGAAAAAGAUCAGAAGGGCAUUCCAUCACCAGGUGCACCACAAAAGAAAGAAGAUGCUAAACCCUCAUUACAAAUGGACAUUACCAAAACAUCAACCACUGCCACACCAUCUGCAAAAGAGAUCAUGGGUCCUGUUUCAGCCCCAACAGGAGAAGAGGAGAAAACUGCUUCACCACCCACCAAGAAGGCUCCCAUCCCCACUGCACCUCCAGCCAAAGAGAAGACAGCUGUAGUUUCAGACCUCAACAAACCACUUCCUGCUCAAGCUCCUCCUGUCAACACCGAUGUUGCAACUUCUCUCCAGCAGAAAAAAGUUAUAACUCCACCAAGUUCUCCUAAACCUAAAGAAGUAUCAGAAAAGAAAGAGGAGAAGGCAGAAAUAGUUAUGAAACCAGCUGACGAGCCAGUGAAACCCUCUGAUAAAGUACAGCCACCAACAGCUUUAAACAAAGACUCAAACGCUGUUGAAACAUCGCCUGCCAAAUCUGUUCCUCCAGCAGCACAGCAAACAAGUAAAGAAUCAGGAGGUUUCUUCAGCUUUGGUAGUCCUAAAUCACAGCGUGCUGCCUCAAUAACACCCGAAGCUGUCACUGGGAAGAUGAUGGGAUUUGGUUCAUCCCUCUUCAGCUCAGCAUCCACCUUGAUAUCAUCUGCAGCUAAGGAGGAGUCCCGCACAACACCACCAAGUUCUCGCAAAAUGUCUGCCCCAGCACAAGUCUCUGGCAAGAUUUCUCCAAAGUCCAGCCCCCCAGUUUCUCCAAAGAUGACUUCAGCAAAGGAGGCCAAACCACCUGCUGCUCAGACACCACUUGCGGAAAAGAUACCAGACCAACCUCAACAGGCCAAGGCUCCUCCAUCAGAACAGAACAAAGUGGACAAAGGUCUAUCAGAGCCUGCAAAACCAGAAGCCCCUCAAGCUGCUCCCAAAGUGGUCCAGUCUACUUGUCCACUCUGUAAGAUGGAACUUAAUAUGGGCUCCAAAGAUCCUCCCAACUACAACACCUGCACUGAAUGCAAAACCACUGUCUGCAACAAAUGUGGAUUUAGUCCUAUGCCAAGUCUAAAGGAGACAAAGGAAUGGCUUUGUCUCAGUUGCCAGAUGCAAAGAGCACUUGGAGCUUCUGAACCUCUGGGCCUUCCCAUGAUAAAACCCACACCUUCUCCAAGCAAAGAGGUCCCUGCUACCAUACAGAAAAAUAAAGAGACCCCGUUGUCAACUUCUCAGGAAGACAUCCCUAAACCAGCCGCACCCAAAAAUGAGCUUGUUGAUGUUGCCACAACCAAAGAAACUGAAUCCCCAGCUGUUGGUGCACCAGUGAAGAAAGUUACCCCUGCAGCUGCUUCAUUGCCUGACAAAACUGUUCCAUCCACUUCACCAAAGCCUUCUGGAGAGACACCUAAAGGACAACCAAAUACACCUCCACAACAGCCUCCAGUGUCUGCUCCUCCACCAGGCUCAGAGGCAGGAAAGCCAUCCCCACCACAGCCUCCAAAAGCUGUGACAUCUACCCCUAAGCCUGCUCCUCCACCAGGCCCAGAGGCAGGGAAGCCACCUUUAGAGCAGCCUCCAAAAACCGUGACUUCUGUUGCUAAGUCUGCUCCUCUAUCAGACCGAGAAGCAGGAAUGUCACCCCAACAACAGCCUCCAAAAACUGCGACUUCUACUGUUAAGUCUGCUCCUCCACCAGGUCAAGAAGUGGGAAAGCCACCCCCACAACAGCCUCCAAAAGCUGGUACCUCCCCAGCCAAAUCUGCACCGCCAGCAGCUCAGCCUGCUAAACAGGCAUCAGGAGGCUUCUUUGGUUUUGGUGGACCUAAAACCCAGCCUGCUGCUGCAAAGCCUGCUGAGUCAGUGACUGGGAAGAUGUUUGGCUUUGGGUCAUCUUUCUUAAGCUCUGCAUCAACUUUGAUAACCUCAGCUGUCCAGGAUGAACCUAAAACUACACCACCUACUCCACGCAAGAUGUCCGCCACAGUCUCUCCUAAAGCUACACCACCAGUCUCUCCUAAGAUGCCUCUUCCAAAGGACACCAAACCCCCUGCUGCUGCACAGAAAGCUGAGCCAUCUCAACAGGCCAAGCCAGCUCCAUCACCUACCCCUACACCACCAACUCCACGAAAGAUGUCCACUACAGCCAAUGUCUCUCCUAGAACUACACCACCAGCCUCUCCUAAAACUGUAUCUGCAAAGGACACCAAGCCACCUGCUGUCCAGAAAACAGAGGAAAAGAAACCAGACAAACCACAGCAGGAAAAGACUCCUUCAACAAUUCAAGCCAAAGUGGACAAAGCUCCAUCAGAGACCCCCAAGGCACCAUCAGACAUCCAAGGUGCUCCAAAGGCGGUUCCAUCCAUCUGUCCACUCUGUAAGGCCAACCUCAACAUGGGCUCCAAAGAACCGCCCAACUACAAUACUUGCACAGAGUGCAAGACUACCGUCUGCAACCAGUGUGGAUUUAGUACAAUGCCAACGGUGGCAGAGGUAAAGGAAUGGCUUUGUCUGAACUGCCAGAUGCAGAGAGCCCUUGGAGCAUCCGAGCCAACUGGACCUCCUGUAGUAAAACCUCAGCCCUCCCCAAGCAAGGUCACUGCACCUCCUGGCUCUGAAAAGAAGGAUGUACAGACAUUAGUCCAGAAGGACAAGUCCACAGAAUCAGCAGCAGUCAAAAAAGAAGUCACUCAAGCAACGCCACAGACAGAGGCACCACGACGAGGUUCUGUUCAAAAGACACAGGUCCCUCCGGGUACCGAAAAAGGACAAGACCAGGAUUUGGCUGGUGUGCAGCAGCCUGUUGGAAAAACCCCACAAGUGCAGCCUUCUCAAGCUACAAAGCCAGACGUCAAGGCAGGUCCUCCAAAACAAGAAGCUGGAAAGCCACCACAACAGCCUGCAAAAGCUGCGCCCCCUCCUGCCAAAUCUGCACCACCACCAGCUCAGCCUGCUAAACAGGAGUCAGGAGGCUUCUUUGGUUUUGGUGGUCCAAAAACACAGCCUGCUGCUGCAAAGCCUGCUGAGUCAGUGACUGGGAAGAUGUUUGGCUUUGGGUCAUCCUUCUUAAGCUCUGCAUCAACUUUGAUAACAUCAGCUGUCCAGGAUGAACCUAAAACUACACCACCUACUCCACGUAAGAUGUCCACUACAGUCUCUCCUAAAGCUACACCUCCAGUCUCUCCUAAGAUGCCUCUUCCAAAGGACACCAAACCCCCUGCUGCUGCACAGAAAGCUGAGCCACCUCAACAGGCCAAGCCAGCUCCAUCAGCACAGGCCAAAGCAGCUCCACCAGAGCCUCCAAAACCCAAAGAGGUGACCCCAGUUGCUCCUAAAGCAGGCCCGUCCACCUGUCCACUAUGUAAGGUCGAACUCAACGUGGGCUCCAAGGAUCCUCCCAAUUACAACACCUGCACUGAAUGCAAGAACACUGUCUGCAACCUUUGUGGAUUUAAUCCCAUGCCUCACACAGGAGCGAAGGAAUGGCUGUGUCUGAACUGCCAGACUCAGAGGGCUUUGUCUGGGCAGCUGGGAGACUCAGGAAAAAUGCCCCAGCCUUCACCUGUAUCUGCCAAACCAGAGAACCUGGCCACACCUACAGCCAAAAAGGCAGAGCCCAAAAUUUCCCCUACAAAGGCAGAGCCUGCUCCUACGGCUACAAAAUCACAGCCUUCACCUGCCUCCAUUGCGGCAGUGCCAGCAGUUCCAACCCUAAAAGCAAAGGUGGAACCUCCAUCUGUCAAAAUGGAACCCACAGCUACAGCAGUUUCUGCAAAAAUCGAGAUAGAGACCACACGCAUACCUUCAACAGCAAAGAUUUCACCUGUUACAGCAGAAAAACAGCCUUUAACAGCAUCCACAGCAGAAGCCAUUCUACCUGCUAUGGCCGCUGUGCAACAGAAAGCAGUAACAGCAAAGGUUGAAGAUGUUCCAAAGACUGUGACAGUGGAAGCUAAAGAAGAGGUAUUGAAAGUGGAGCCUGGUGAAGCAGAACGUCCAAAAGCUGAGGAGUCUAAACCUGACCUUCCAAAAGUCAAGGCAGAAGCAGGUGUAGCUGCAGCUUUCUCUUUGCCAGUGACUGAAGCUACAGUUGCACCCACUCCCCCUAUUGCUGCAGAGGUUGCUGUGGCUGGAGCUGUUCCAAGGACUGAAACAAGGCCAGAAUUCUCUACUCCAGAGAGGAUUAUUAAGGAAGUGCAGCCUGAUGAUCAUAUCAAACUGACAGAGCCAACAAAACCAUUACAGCAAGUUGAGGUGCAACCAAAGUCACAAGAACCACAGCUGGCACUGAAAGUAGAACCAGACGUAGCAGCUGACAGCAAGGAAGUGGCUGAUAAGACAGUUAAAAAGACUACUGACGUCACCUCAACUCCAGAGACACAACCAGUCUCUACAAAGAUCACCACAAAAAAGCAGGAUGAAAUCAAAGCAGAGCCAGUGAAAGAGAGAGAGGUCUCCCUACCUACUGGGCAGGCUAAACUGGAAAGCACAGUUGCUGCUACGACAGCUAAAACGCCUGAAUCCAAAGCAGAGGAGCUUGAAGAAGAUCAACCACAGAUUUUACCCAUAACACAGGAAUUGAAGGAUGGGCAGGUGGUUGAUGAUACAAAUAAAAAUGAAAUAAAUACAGAUAUAUCCACUCCAGUAAAGGAGGAGGUCAAGGCUGAAAGAAGGCGCCUAAGUUUCCAAGCAAUGGAUGAGAGCAGCGAAAGUGAACUCACACCCUCACCUCAAGUCCAGAGGAGAAGGCUGAAGGUCAGCAAUCUUUCAUCCAGCAGUGAGGACAUUAAAACUGAAAGCGCUGACUCCUCUAUGGAAGAUGAAGAAUUCAUCCGCAAGCAGAUAAUGGGUAUGGGUGAUGAAGAAGAAAUGUCUGUUUCAGAAGAUGAGAAAGACAAUAAUUUGGCAGAUGAGGAUGCUAUCAAAGAGAUUGAGCUUGAUAAUGCUUCAAUGACAGCCACAAAAAGUAGCACAGAGAAUGAAGAAAGCCCAGCCAGGAAAAAAUCCCUCCCAAAAACUGAAACUGAAACCACUCAAGAUGUUCCUGAAACAAUGCCCAGCAGUACUUUCAAGAAAGCUAUUCCAGCCAUGAGACAGAGGCAAAGCACUGAUGAAGAAGUAGAGAGCAUCACAGAAUCCCUGUCAAAGGGAUCGUCUAGUGUUCAGGUAUCAAGCUUUACCCCAGGAUCUUCGCCCACAUCUGCCUCAUCUCUGGAGGAGGACAGUGAUAGCAGCCCCAGUCACAGGAAAGUCAGUGGGGACAAACAGCAUCGCAAAGGUAGGCACAGGCAGCCAACCCAGCCUCUCCCCACUAUUGAAGACUCCUCUGAGGAAGAGAAGAUGAGGGGAGAAGAGAAGUCUAGGAAAGACAAAGAUGAAUUUAGAGCCCAUGGCCAACCACUGUCUCCAACUGAAGAUGCUUCAUCUACAGAGAAUCUGAAACAGGUAACGACUGAAACCAGUAGAACAUCUGGCUCUGAGCCCUCUGUAAGUAUAGACUCAGAAUCAGAGGCUAGGCGAGCUGUCCAGAGAGGACGCAAGCCUUCGUCGACAGUGAUACCAUACCUUUCUUCUGAUCCAUUUAAAGAGAAGGAUACUGUGACAAAAUCAUUGAAGAGUGCCGAAGAAGCAUAUGAGGAAAUUAUUCAGAAGACAAAAGCUAUUCCAGGGGAGAGCCCCCCUGAUAUUGAGCCUCUCUAUGGAGGAAUGGCAAUAGAGGACUACCUUUAUGAAUCCUUAGUAGAGGAGCCUGAAUUUAGGAUAGGUGAAUCUCCAGAGGAAGAACUCAAACAGGAUACUAGCGCAGAGAGUCUCAAAAAACUCAGGUCUCCGGAGGAAGUUUAUGAGGAGAUGAUGCAAAAAAAGAGAGAACUGAUGAUGAUAGAGCAAGAGUUUCAACAGGCUCAGACUGCCAUGGAAUCUUCUUUAUUAGUGGCUUCAGUCACUGAGCCUCCCUCAGUUGCUGAGACCUGUGUGGUGACCAUACCGAUGGAAGAGACAUCCCUCACUGAGCAAACUGAUAUGCCUCUUACAGGCACUGAAAAUUCUGGUGAAGUGCCAGUGAAGAAAAAGAAAAGGCCAGCUCCACCACGCCCCUCUGAACCUCCUAAGCGCUCAGAGGGGACUGUUGUUCCUAGCACUACUGGUGGAUCUAUAGGUUUUGUUAGGCCUAUGGUUCCUCAAGAUCCUGUACUCAUGAAGGCAUUGUUCCCCAUACCAGACCUUAAGAUUACCCAGUGUUCAUCUGGGGAGGAAGAGGAUGACAGUCUUGCAGAUGAGUAUGGUGUUGGUAUUUCCUCUGACAUUACCCCCAGUGAUGAAUCUGACACUAAAGAAGAUCAAUCCAUAAGCCCACCUUUGUCUGAAACCGCUGAGAUGGAACCCAUCUGUGUGGUCUGUGAAAUCCCAGAGCCAAAACCUAUUCCAACACCAAUAUCGGCCCCAGAACUAACCACUACACCCUCGCCUGUAUCACCAAUGUCACCUCCAACUUCACCAGCCACUCCAGAUUCCAGUUUGGCUUCUAAUGCUACAUCUUCAUCCUCAUUCCAAGCUCAAACACCACUUUCAGCAGAUUCAACUCCACUGUCUACACCAACACCUCCAACUUCAUUUGUAACACAGUCACCUCCAGAGAUUUCACCACCAUCAGCUGCCACAAUUGCAGUAGGACCGUCUAGUCAGGGCUCAGUCUCUCACCCUGCUCCAGCCACAGUCAUAGUUACAAUACCAGAUGUGGUGUCUGAUCCUUCCAAAGCUCAAACAACUGCAGUAAUUCAAGUUAAGGCUCCUACAGCUGAAGCUUCAACUCCAGCCCCACAUGGGACAUCUACUCCUGUACCUGUUAUAGUUCAAAUGCCAGACUUGGUUUCAUCUCCAUCUCAGGUGCCUAUUGAGGCUCCAGCUGUUAUACUUGUCUCAGCACAGAGUCCAGCACCUGCUGUUGUGUCAGCUCAACCUAAAACUUUAGUUACAGCUACACCUGCUGCAGUUGCUACACCUGCUGCAGUCUCCACUCCAGCUUCAGCCCAUGUUGCUCCUUUCACUCUGGAUUCAUGCCCUGGGCCAGUCAUAGUACAAAUGCCUGACUUGGUUUCAACAACGUCUCCAAUCUCUGCACAAGCCCCACUACCAAUCUCAUCACUCAUAACUACCCCAGCUCAAGCCCAAGCCAAAGUGGUGCAUGCAGUCCCUGUACAAGCAACAGUCCCAUCAGUGAGCCCAGGACCAAUCCCAGCUCAAACAGCCCACGUGCCUACUCCAGCAUCAACUACUAUAAUCAAAAAGAAGGUUCCACCACCUCCUCCCCCUCGGUCUACUUCAGUGUCAUUACCUGAGCCUAACACAGAGCUGCAGCCUGUAAGAACUAUUCAGCAGGUCACCCCAAUUAUGACCACCACUGUAGCUAGGGGAACCACAGCGGCUGGCCAGCAAAUGCAGUCUGUAGUUGUGGAUAUACAGCCAAGAAUGGAAGACAUGCAACCUGAUAACAUGGCUGUUCCUCAAGUAGUGACCCCAACCAGACAAGGACAUGUUGUAAUUAUAGUGCCAAGUGUGGAAAACAUGUCUCUGCAUGGACAAACCCCACAAGAUAAAGCUAGCACAGGGUCAAUAGCUUCCACCGCUUCUCUGCCACUAAGUGGUCCAAUAGCCUCAGAUAUACCCAGCACAGUUACAACUUCACUAUCCACAAAGGUGUCAGCAGUGCCAGUAGCUUCAGCUCCACCACUUCCCCCUAAACCUAUGGCAGGUACAACAGUUGUAGACACAGUAGAAAUACCUGUAGCAGAUACACCUCCGCCACCCUCAACUACUUCACCAAAGCCAACAGUUUAUUCAAAAACAGCGGCUCCCAUUGCAGUCACUAUUGCUACAGCAGCAGUAACACAAGUUUCUGACACAACAACUGGCCCCAGUCAAACCACAAAGCCUCCUCCACCCAUACCACCUAAGCCUAUAUCAAUUCCUGCUGGACUGGUUUUCAGCCACAAGCCAGGAGAGAGUGUCAAACCACCUCCCCCUCAUGUGAUGCCCAAAGCUGCAACACUACCCAGGACCAAAGAACCUCCAAAUGCUCUGUCACUUAGCCUGACACGACCCGUGGAAUCUAAGUUGGGUGCAACAUCUCCUAAGUCACCUUUGUCUCCUAAGCAUGCCAAAUGUUUGCAAACCUAUGUAGUGAUAACCCUUCCAUCUGAGCCUGGCUCACCAACAGAGGCCAUAACAGUCCAAGCGCCUGUAAGACGAGGCUCCAUCCCAUCUACAAAAGUGUCAGGUGUACGGACCACGCCCUUAGAACAGAAAACACCUACUGAGGCAUUCUCAGCACAGGCUACAGUUAGGAGAGCCUCUGUCCCCACUGUAAGGCACCCACCUCCAAUAGCCAUAGCUCCAACUGUGGCAAUAGAGCAAGUGACAUCUUCUGAGGAAGUGGUUGCCACAAUGCAAGCCAGGAGAGACUCUGUGCCUUCUGAAGUGUUACCACCACCAACACCACCACCUGUAGCUGAUGUCAUGGUAGUGUCAUCAGCUCAGGAAACAUCUAUUCAGGCAAUUAGUGUACCUCCUCCAAUUAAGAAACCAUAUAUGCAACAGCAACAACCAAUUACUCAGCCACUGCCACCACCUAAAACAAGCUUUGAGGUUAUCACAAUGCCCCCAGAGCCAAUGGUUGUUAUUCAACCACAAACAAUCCAAGCCACAGCAAGAGCCCCGUCUGUACCACUUGCUCAACAACCAAGCACAGCCACAGAGGUCAUAACAGUUCCAUCAGAGGUUUCAGCUGAAGCAUUAGUUCCUCAGGCCCCAAUACCAAUUGUACCUGUACAGCCACAGGCUCUAACAGAAGUUGUUGCUGUACCUCUGCAGCCUGAGAUACCUUUAGAUGCACUAGUUCCCCAAGUUAGACCAGCUACAGUGUCCCCUGAUGUCUCUUAUCCACUAGUUACAGCUCAAAUAGAAAUGCUGCAGAAACAACAGGAUAUACCUUCUCAUGUCACAGUCACCGAGACAGAUAUGGUACAGGGAGAGAUCCAGCAAAUUCCUGCUCAACAGCAAAUUACCGUAGUUGAAGCAGUGACUUACUCUGCUGAACUCCCAUCAGUGCCACACGCUGUUCAGCCUUUCAUGACAGAGCAGCUGUCUUCGCAGCAGCCAUCUCUUGUAGCUGAAGUGUCGACCCUCCGGACAGAGUUUGAAAUGCCUACAGAAGUUAUUACAACUGAUACUGCUGUUAGAUUGCCAGGAGUAGCAACCAUAUCUCCAGUACCUUAUCCUUUACCUCUAGUUGCUGAAGUAACUCCAACACCAGAAGUACCUAAGUUUAUACCAACUACAGUUGCUGAGAUAACUCCUACAAUUGGUAAAGUAACACCAUCACCUCCUGUCAUGGAAGUCCAACCAAUGGCAGUGCAGCCAGAAGUCCCCUACAUUCCACAGGUCUAUGACAUGAUUACUUCCUCAGUCAUGCCACAUUCAAUGCCACCACUGGAAGUCAUAGCAUUGCAGCCUGAACGUGAGACACCCACAGAGAUUACAACAAAGGAAGUUGAUGUAAGAGCUUCAAUACCAUCAUCAGUGUUGCAGCCCCAGGCACUGGCUGGGAUGCCAGUUGGAGUUAUUUCAACUGAGGAAACCACCAGUAGGAGGAGAACAUCUAUAUCUUCAAUAGUACAGCCAACAUACACAACAAAUGAGACAUUUAUUUAUCCUGCAGAGUAUGAAACACCCACACAGGUGGUUACAACUGAGGCCUUUGCUACCACCAGGAGAGAAUCCAUAACCAUGCAGCAGCCAAUACCAAUGGCACAUAUAGUAAAUAUGCCUGCUGAAAAAGAUGUUUCUAUUGAUGGUUAUAAUGUUCAGGACCCCUACAGAAGAGGAUCUAUUCAUUCAAUAGAACAAAGACCCCAGGUAUUAACAUAUUCUUCAGAAUAUGAUCACCCUCUAGAGAUAAUAACCACUGAGGCAUACACCAGGAGAACCUCAAUUCCUACAGCACAGGACAUUCCACAAGGUGUACCUGUGGCCCCAGUCACCAUCACUAAAAUUCAGCAAGAGUCUAUUGAGAGCCAAGAGAUUCGAGGACCAGAAAAGGUGGUCUCCAGUAUGAGUCACAUGUAUUCUUCUUCAAUUUCCACCUCAGGCCAGCCUCCUGAAAACCUGCCUAACCUGGUCACUCAGGUGGUUACCACGGAGGUCCAAAGGACCACUGUCUCUGUUGUCCAUGAAAGACUUCCACAAGUCCCUCAGCCAAGUGUAGCAAUCACUAUUCAACCAGACAUAGCUAAAGUCCAAUCUCUGCCAAAACAGAAUGGCAAAAUAAUCUACCCUGGUGAUGUUAUCGAUUUACGUACAAUGAAGGUUGGCGUAAAGAUGACUGAACAAGGCAUGGACCUAACACCACCUGAGUCAUGUCGACAGUCUUUUUCAAGUGACUCUAGUGGGCGUCAAAUCACAGCUGUGCAGCCUGAAAUUGUAAAUCUUAGUGUGGAGAUCACUCCUACGACCACAUUGUCUGUGGUCACAGACAGCAUCACAAUAGUCACAUGCACAGCCACCAUUGCCUCAUAUAACAACACUCCAGCAGAAAAACCACUGGAUUUGCAGGGCCCUGUUACUUCAUUGCCUCUGGCGCUCACUACAUACAAACCAUUUGAACCACUUGCUCAGAUUGUAUACAGACCUGUGAAUUCCCAGCCCAUUGUAAGUGCUGUAGCAUCCACAGCUCAAGACAUACCCAUUAAUCUUUCCUUUGGAGCUCUAGUCACCCCAGGAGGGAAACAGCCAAUGACUUCCCCAACAGCUAUCAGCAAUGGAGGUCCUGUUCUUUCUCUAGAGGCCACAGGGGCCAUGGAUCUGUCAAACUACAGACCAGUGAGAGCUAUGGUAGCUUUGUCUGACACAAGCCCAGGAGUGGUGACCACUGUUGUAGAGGAUGAUGGGACUCCAGUCGACCUUACAGCUGGCAGGAGGAGCGUGUGCUGUGAUGUCCUUUACAAGCUACCAUUUACAGGAAGCUGCAGAACACAGCCCCCGGUUACAACCCAGCCUGACAACCGCUUUGGCUAUAGGGAUGACCACUACCAAUAUGAUAAUGCUGGACUGUAUGGUAUCAAAGGCAUGAAUGGCAUUAAAGCUUCAAUGUCUGAGACCAACCUGACAGAGGCAGGACUGUUCCCUUAUGACAGCAAGAAUGACUAUGACUAUCUCAGUGGAUCUGCAGAUGGCGCUAUAGACCUCACUGCUGCUAAACUUUCUGCUGGUAAAGCUCUAGACUACACUAGCAAAACUGGAGUCUACCCUGGGAUGACUACUGCUCCAUACUCCCAGGUUCCUGCAGCUGGGUUUGGUGUAACCGGUGUUCUAAAAACUUCAGAUGGAAUAGUUUACUCUUCUGUUGCUGCCCCAGUUCCGUCCACAUAUGCAAUUACAACUCAACCAGGCUCCGUCUUUAGCACUACCUUAACACCUACAUCAACAGUCCAGAACCAGUCAUUGCCGCAUCCGUAUGGCUUCAUUCCCAGUACAGACCCAGGACAGAUAAUUCCUUAUGACACAGGGCUACCUAAGGAGCUUCUACCCACAGCUUUGGCUGACAUCAUAACAGGCUAUCCAGACAUGUACUCAGACACCACCCUGGAAGCAAUUGCUGCAUCUCUGGAUGCCUUAGCCUCUUCCCCAAUAUUCCCUGGCUUAGACAACACCAAGAUGGCCCAAUAUCAGAUGGAGAGGGAGUUUCUAGAGCUAGAGAAGCUUAAGCAGCUAUGUCUUGCAGAGGAGCUGGAGUGGGAGAGGCAGGAGAUCCAGCGUUACCGUGAACAGGAGCAGCUUAUGGUCCAAAGGGAGCUUGAGGAGCUUCAGGCACUGAAACAGCAGCUUCUCUUGCAGCAAGAGGAAGAGCACCAUGCCCACAUGGUGGCCCAGCAGGAGACAUAUGCCCAGCAAAAAGAGCAGUUGCAACAAAUUCAACAACUGCAAUUGCAACUCCAGCGCCAGCUUGAUGAGCACUAUGGUAGCACUGGCACCACAGGAAACCUCCUAGAUGCUAAAUAUGCAGGGGUAGGGGACAGUGGCCAGUACUGGCCUGUCAAAGAUGAGUCUUCAACUCCAUCUAUUGGGACACAGUUAGAGGAAAGUCAGGAUCAACUUAAUUUAGUAAAGAAGCUUCAAGCUGAUCAGGACACAGGGAAAAAAAUAAUUGAUAGUGGAGUGCAGACAGAUGAUGAAGAUUCAGCAGAGAAGCAGCAUGUAGGAAGGAGAAAGAAGAAUAAGAGAAAUAUUGAUAGCUCAGCUCAGACUGAUGAUGAGGACCAAGACGAAUGGGAUGCUCCUACAAAAGCUCGGCGACGGUCUCGAAAACAUAGCAGUGAGGGGAAACAUGGCUCCAAGGUCUCUAGCAUUGCUAUCCAGACAGUGGCCGAGAUAUCUGUCCAGACUGACCACUCUGGAACUAUCAAACGUCCCAAUGUCCAGAUGGACACGAAGGUGGAAAUCAUCAAGCAUAUCUCAGCUCCAGAGAACUCUCAGAGAGGUGGCAGUCUGAGCUGUCAGACAGACACAGACAGAAGACACACACCCAUAGAGGUUGGUUACAGCACACACUUAACAGCAGAUGUCCCCUCUAAGUCUAAAGUCUUCUACACCUCAGUCUCCCCGCUGUCCCCGGAAAAGUCACUUGGAGGGCAGAGAAUGCUGACUGCUGACCCAACCAGGUUUUCCUCUGGUCCUCGAAUAUUGAAGGCUGGUCAGAAGUCUCUGUCUGAUCCGAAAUCCCUUAGUCCUGCCGCAGAAGACAGAGUGGGUGGAUACUAUGCAGACAGCUAUAAUAGCCGAAGCUCUCCCUCUGGUACAGGUAAGAAGGUGAAGCGUACGCUACCAGACCCUCCUCCUGAGGAUGACACUCUGACAGGACGGACAGGCUACAGCACCAACUCUGCUCGUCGCCGUCUUGCCCGCAGUACAACAAUGGCCCGGGCAAAGAUCCUUCAGGACAUUGACAAGGAGCUUGAUCUUGUGGAGAGAGAAUCUUCUAAACUUCGCAAGAAACAAGCUGAGCUAGACGAAGAGGAAAAGGAGAUUGACGCCAAGCUACGGUACCUGGAGAUGGGUAUCAACCGGCGGAAGGAGGCCUUGCUGAAGGAGAGAGAGAAGAGAGAGAGGGCCUAUCUCCAGGGGGUGGCAGAGGAAAGAGACUACAUGUCUGACAGUGAAGUUAGCAACAUCAGAGAGGCCAGGGGUGACGGCCUGGAGAGACCACGGACAGCACCCCAGUCAGAGUUUGACCAAUUCAUCCCCCCACAGACGGAAGCUGAUUCCCAGUACAACACACUAACUAGUCCCUACUCUCACUAUGCCCAGUAUGUUCCCCAGACCCAAACCACCAGCCACUACACCCAACAGAACCUAUAUCAGCAGCAGUCCCUCUACCACCAACAGGUGUCUCCUUACCCAACCCUAUCCCUCUCCCAUGCCCAGGCACAGUCUAGCAACUACCAACAUGCUUUGCUCCUGCAGCAGGGAAAGCAGCGGCAAACCACCCUGUCUGAUUUAGAGCCUAAGAUCUCCACCAACUAUGAAGUGAUACGCAACCAGCCUUUGCUCAUUGUGCCAACCUCCACAGAAAGUGGUUAUGGGGUUGCUCACCUCGGAGGCAAGUAUGGCAGCCUGGACUUGAGGCUAGGGCUGGAGGAAAGGAGCAUGGCCUCUAGUCCCAUGUCUAGCAUUUCUGCUGAUUCCUUCUAUGCCGAUAUUGACCACCACAAUGCCAGGAACUAUGUACUGAUAGAGGACAUAGGAGAGCUCACCAAGGCCUCAACAGGGCUGAGCAACACCGGCUUGGGCUCUGGAUUCAACAUGCCUGAUAAGGAGUUGUCCAAGGCAGACAGACUCCUCAGGGCAGCAGAAGUCAGGCGAACAGCAGAGGUGGCAGAAUUUUUAGGCUCAUCUCGACUUCAGGGUUAUGGUAAAGGAGAAGAUGACACCAUGGAGGAGCCUUAUGAGCUGAAGCUACUGAAGCAGCAGAUCAAGCAGGAGUUCAGGCGAGGAACUGAGGGACUAGAACAUUUAACAGGCUUGGGCCUGCCCCAGUAUCUCCCCAGUGAUGGUAGUUUUCGCCACUUCCCUAAAGGAGAGAAAUAUAGCAUCGGCAGGCUCACCCUUGAAAAACAGGCUGCAAAGCAACUCCCAGCAGCUGUGCUUUACCAGAAACAGAUGAAGAACAAAAAGGCCCUAAUAGACCCUAAGGCCAUCACGAAAUUCUCCCCAAUUCAGGAGAGUAGGGACUUGGAGCCUGACUUUGGCAGCUACAUGGGAUCUGGGGCCUCCUCUGUGACCAAUCUGGCUGCUACAGCUAGGUUGCUUCAGGAUGAGAUUACAUUUGGGCUAAGAAAGAACUUGUCUGAGCAGCAAAAAUAUUUAGGCUCCUCCUUGGGGGCCAACUUAGCUGGUUCUCUAAAUAUUGGGCAGUCCCUCGGACUUGGAUCUACUAUCAGGGCCACUGCCCACGAUGAUGGCACCUACCCAAGUGGCACCCGUUCCCGCCCCUCAUCACGCCCCUCUUCCCGUCCCUCAUCUGUCUAUGGUUUGGAUCUAUCUAUCAAAAGGGACCUAUCCAGCUCCUCACUCAGACUUAAAACAGAGGGAGAAGUCCUGGAUGCAGCAUUUGCUCCUGGGGUGGCAAGAGCAAAGCCCACCAGUCUACCUAUCAGCCAAAGUAGGGGCCGUAUCCCCAUUGUGGCUCAGAACUCAGAGGAAGAGAGCCCUCUAAGCCCAGUGGGGCAGCCUAUGGGUAUGGCUAGGGCCUCAGCUGGACCUCUCCCUCCCAUCUCUGCUGACUCCAGGGACCAAUUUGGUUCCAGCCAUUCCCUGCCAGAGGUACAGCAACACAUGAGGGAGGAAUCUCGUACGCGAGGCUAUGAUCGAGACAUCGCAUUCAUCAUGGAUGAUUUGCAAGGCGCCAUGUCUGACAGCGAAGCACUAAGUGAGUCCAUGCUGGCUCUGAACAGAGAUGAUGCCAGAAUCUUUCAUGAAAGUAUCAGACACGCUGGAGGCCCAAACUGGAAUAUAGAAGCCUACCACCUGAGGAGAGAGGACACAGAUUGGUUUGAUAAGCCAAGAGAAGGGCAUCCGCAGAGCGGAAGCAUGUCAGACAGGAGACAGAUGAAACUGGUCCCUUAUGCUUUCCCUCACACUCGCAUCAAGCUUAAGAGAGACCCCAAGGAUACCAGUGUGUCAGGUAACGGACUAGGGAUCCGCGUGGUAGGUGGGAAGGAGAUUCCGGGGAGCCGAGGAGAGAUUGGAGCAUACAUUGCCAAGGUUAUCCCUGGUGGUGUGGCAGAGCAAACAGGAAAAGUUGUAGAAGGAAUGCAGGUGUUGGAGUGGAAUGGAGUCCCUCUGACGGGAAAGACUUAUGAAGAAGUACAGUGCAUCAUGGGCCAGCCAUGUGCAGAGGCGGAGCUCUGUGUGAGACUCGACCUUAAUAUGCUGUCUGACCCUGAGCACCCACAAGCCCUGGAGCACCAUGUCCAGCUUAAGGCUGUAGGUGGGCAGCGUUCCCCUGGUGUGGAUCCUAAGCAGUUGGCUGCCGAGCUGCAGAAAGUGUCCCAGCAGCUGGCUCCUGGUAUGGCUGGAACAGGGCUCGGGCCCGGGGGUUUGGGGGUCCUCUCUGCACUUGAGCGCUCAGCCCUCCUCCACUCAGGUCCUGGAUCGGCUGCCUCCAGUGGUGUGCCAAGCCCCGGCCAGCCCGCAUCCCCAGCCAUAAACAAGAAACAACGACACAAGCCAAUGGAGGCAAUGAGGACACCUCAUGCCAUCACUGGAGACAUUCAGCUCCAGAUCAACUAUGACAGGAACUUGGGAAACCUGAUCGUCCACGUCCUGCAGGCUAGAAACCUGGCCCCGAGGGACAACGACGGCUACUCUGACCCUUUUGUCAAGGUCUACCUCUUGCCGGGGAGAGGCCAAGUCAUGGUUGUCCAGAAUGCAAGUGCUGAUAACAAGAGAAGGACCAAGUAUGCUCAGAAGACCAUGAACCCAGAAUGGAACCAGACUGUCAUCUACAAGAACAUUCAUUUGGAGCAGUUAAAGAAGAAGACGCUGGAGGUGACAGUGUGGGACUAUGACAGAUCCUCCUCCAAUGACUUCCUUGGAGAAGUGUUGAUUGACUUGUCGAACACAGCCCAGCUGGACAACACUCCUCGCUGGCUGCCUCUGAAGGAGCAGAGCGAGAGCAUCGAGCACAGCAAAGCCCACCACGCUGCUCAAGGACCGCCAGGGUCUGGGCCAGGUCAGGGUCAUGGUCACGGACACAGCCUUGGCCAUAUGUCAGGGCCUGGGUUGGGGCCUGGGCAUGGUAUGGGACAGGGUCAAGGACCAGACGGGGGUCAUGACUCACCUAAAAACUCUGUAAUCAAGAGCAGAAGCCAUGGAAUCUUCCCUGAUCCAUCCAAAGACAUGCAGAUGCUACCUUUGGAAAAGUCACACAGCAGCCCGGGCAGCUCCAAGUCUUCCUCCGAUGGCCAACUGCGCUCCCACGGCCCCUCCCGCAGCCAAAGCAAGAGCAGCGUCACUCAGGCCCACCUUGAGGAUGCUGGGAUAGCCAUCGCUGCCGCCGAGGCUGCCGUGCAACAGUCCCGCCUGCAACCAAGACCAGGACACCGACUGGCAGAUGUCUCAGGGUCAGUGGUGUUGUCUGCCCCGAGUCUUGUUGGAGACGCCUAUGGAGGUCUGGAAGGUGAAGAGGGGGCGGACACUGGAGUGGACAGUGCCAUUUUUCAAGUGCCACGCAUCGGUAAGACUAUUCCUAACGGCACCGACAAAAACCAACUAGGGACCCCAGAAAAUGAAGGCGGCAAAACACAAGUGAUGGGAGAGAUCAAGGUUGCUCUCAAGAAGGAGGUGAAGACAGAAGGGGAUCAACUGGUCUUGGAGAUCCUUCAAUGCAGAAACAUCACUUACAAGUUCAAAAGCCCCGACCACCUACCAGACCUGUAUGUGAAGCUGUAUGUGGUCAAUGUAGCCACUCAGAAGAGGAUCAUCAAGAAGAAAACCAGAGUUUGCCGACACGACAGAGAGCCCUCUUUCAACGAGACCUUCAGAUUCCCUCUGAACCCAACAGGACACUCCAUACAGCUUUUCUUGGUGUCCAACGGAGGCAAGUUCAUGAAGAAGACUCUGAUCGGUGAAGCCUACAUCUGGCUGGACAAGGUGGACAUGAGGAAGAGAGUGGUCAGCUGGCACAAGUUAUUCGUCAGCUCCACUCAGACCAACCCCUGAGCGCCACGUCAAACAAGACGGAGAUGCGAUAGACUGACGACAGGUGAAGCCAGAAUGUAGUAGUUUGGAGAUCUGAUUUGACAAAAAGACGAAUACGAGACCAAAAAAAAAAUAAAAUCAAA
Messenger RNA from Epinephelus fuscoguttatus (brown-marbled grouper), 24150 nucleotides. It is a transcript of the gene pclob, whose product is annotated as piccolo presynaptic cytomatrix protein b. Gene Ontology annotation, cellular component: cytoskeleton of presynaptic active zone; glutamatergic synapse; membrane. Lineage: Eukaryota; Metazoa; Chordata; Actinopteri; Perciformes; Serranidae. The record is from RefSeq and is a predicted model, not a curated record. The transcript has 37 exons. Gene Ontology annotation, biological process: presynaptic active zone assembly; protein localization to synapse. Gene Ontology annotation, molecular function: metal ion binding; protein binding; structural constituent of presynaptic active zone. The coding region runs from base 377 to 24028 and encodes 7883 amino acids.